Pantherophis guttatus is the source of this 4651-nucleotide messenger RNA. RefSeq names its product endothelin converting enzyme 1 (gene ECE1). Gene Ontology annotation, biological process: peptide hormone processing. The record is from RefSeq and is a predicted model, not a curated record. Gene Ontology annotation, molecular function: metalloendopeptidase activity. NCBI's taxonomy places the organism in Eukaryota, Metazoa, Chordata, Lepidosauria, Squamata, Colubridae. Gene Ontology annotation, cellular component: plasma membrane.
CUUCUCUUACUCUCCGAACGAAUGAAUGAACGUGGGACGGGAGCAGAUUUCUCCUUCCGCCUUGAUUCUGUCAGGGUGAAUUUGCCGGUUGGCUGACCAAGCUUAGUUCCUACCCCGGCAGCUUCUCCGGUAGAGAUUGCGGUGGGUGGGAGAGGAAAGCUUUGCAAGAAGAGCUGGGACGGAGGAAGAGGCUGCCGCUGCGAAGCCCGCCAGCCAGCCAGCCCAGCCGGAAGUGAUGUCCACCUACAAGCGGGCCACCCUGGACGAAGAGGAGCUGGUGGACUCUCUGGAAGGAGAGAUCUACCCCAAUGGGGUCCAGGUGAACUUCCGCGGGCCAGGGGGCAGAAAGGGCUGCUGGGCGCAGCGCACGCGGCCGGAGAAGCGCCUCCUGAUCUUGACGGUUAUCCUGUUCUUGGGUCUGUUGGCGUGCCUGGCCGUCCUGCUCUUCCAGUACCAGACGCAGCCCUGCCUGACCCAGGCCUGCAUCUCGGUGACCAGCUCCAUCCUGAGCUCGCUGGAUCAAGGUGUGGACCCCUGCGAGGACUUCUUCAGCUAUGCUUGCGGCGGAUGGAUCAAGAGCAACCCCAUCCCGGAUGGCCACUCCCGCUGGGGGACCUUCAACAAACUUUGGGAACACAACCUGGCAGCCCUCAAGAGCCUCCUGGAGAACACUACGGCCACCUCGUCGUUGAGCGAGGCCGAACGCAAAGUGCAGCGUUAUUACCAGUCCUGCAUGAACGAGAGCCGAAUAGAGGAGCUGCAGGCCAGGCCGCUGAUGGAUCAGAUCCAGAAGCUUGGAGGCUGGAAUAUCAGCGCCCCCUUGGGAGAGGACAGCUUCAAUGAGAUGCUGCUGGCUCUGGUGGCCCAGUACCAACUGACUCCCUUCUUCUCCAUCUCUGUCAGCGUCGACUCCAAGAAUUCCAGCAGCAACAUCAUCCAGAUUGACCAGUCGGGGCUGGGGCUGCCAUCCAGGGAGUACUACCUCAACAAAACCCAGAAUGAGAAAGUGCUGGCAGCGUACCUGAACUUCAUGGUCCAGCUUGGCAUGCUGGUCAGCGGGGAGGAGGAGGCCACGAUCCGGCCACAGAUGCAGGAAAUCCUGGACUUUGAGACCGCUUUGGCCAAUGUCACCACUCCCCAGGAGAAGCUCCGGGAUGAGGAAGUGAUUUAUCACAAAAUGCCCGCUGCGGAGCUCAAGGACCUGGCCCCGGCCAUCGACUGGAUGCCCUUGCUCAAGGAAUUUUUCGACCCGGUGGAGAUCAAUGAAUCGGAGCCCGUAGUGGUCUACGCCCAGGAGUAUCUCCAUCGCGUCUCCUUGCUCAUCCUGAACACGGACAAGAGGGUGUUGCGUAACUACAUGAUUUGGCAUCUGGUGAGGAAAGGAGCGAAUUUCUUGGACCAGCGGUUCCAAGACGCAGAGGAGAAGUUAACCGAAGUCAUGUACGGAUCGAAGAAGACCUGCGUACCCCGUUGGAAGCGCUGCAUCGGCGACACAGAUAACAGCCUGGGCUUCGUCUUGGGCGCCAUGUUUGUGAGGGCCACCUUUGCCGAAGAUAGCCGGGCCGUCGCUGAGGAGAUGAUCCUGGAGAUUAAAAGGGCGCUGGAGGAAAGCCUGGCCAGCCUUGGGUGGAUGGACGAGGAGACCAGGCGGUCAGCCAGAGAGAAGGCCGACGCCAUCUAUGACAUGAUUGGCUACCCGAAGUUCAUCCUGGACCCCAAAGAGCUGGACAAAGUCUUCCACGACUACGACCCCGUGCCCGACCUGUACUACGAGAACGUCAUGCAGUUCUACAACUUCUCCGCCCGGGUGGCUGCUGACCAGCUUCGCAAGGCUCCGAACCGCGACCAGUGGAGCAUGACCCCUCCGACUGUGAAUGCUUACUACUCCCCCACCAAGAACGAGGUCAUCUUCCCCGCGGGAAUUCUGCAGUCUCCGUUCUACACGCGGAAUUACCCCAAGGCUAUCAAUUUUGGGGGGCUGGGCGUCGUGGUGGGCCACGAGCUGACGCACGCCUUUGACGAUCAAGGACGUGAAUACGACAAGGACGGCAACCUCCGUCCCUGGUGGAAGAACUCCUCGGUGGAGGCCUUCAAGCAACACACCCAGUGCCUGGUGGAGCAGUAUGGCAACUACUCCGUCAACGGAGAAGCCGUGAAUGGCAAGCACACUCUGGGGGAGAACAUUGCGGACAACGGGGGGCUGAAGGCCGCCUACCGGGCCUAUCGGAACUGGGUGAAGAAGAAUGGGGAGGAGGCGUCUCUGCCCGCCCUUGGCCUCACCAACGACCAGCUUUUCUUCGUCGCCUUUGCCCAGGUCUGGUGUUCUGUCCGUACGCCGGAGAGCUCCCAUGAAGGACUCGUCACGGAUCCCCACAGCCCUUCCCGCUUCCGAGUCAUCGGGACAGUCUCCAAUUCCGGGGCCUUUUCCAAGCACUUCCAGUGCAGGCCCGGUUCGCCUAUGAAUCCCCCACAGAAAUGUGAAGUUUGGUGAGUUUUCUCCCACACAGGAAAAAAAAAAAAAACAGGGCACCCACGCAGAACUGUCCGGCUCUCCACUUUCCUCCGUGUUAAGGACAAGAGGGUGACUGCCCCUUUCAGGGCUCCCUGAAACCCCCCCCUCACUCUUAGCUGCAAACGGACUCCGGAAAACCGCUUUACGUGGCACCCCACUCGCCACAGAAACCUUUCCACCGCAUCUCCCGUGGACCGAGAGCGUUUGUCGGUGCGCCAAUCCUUCCUUUGCAAAGACCUGAGCCAGCUUUUAAAGUCUUUUGCCACUUUUUCCAAAGGGAGAACCGCUCCGCUGCGUUAACCCACACUGGCCUCGCAACACACUACAGGACACAACGCAGCUUUUUGUAAAAUACGGAAAUUAUUUUUACAGCCUUGCAGAACACUGGAAAUUUUGGGGGGGUGGAGGGGUGGAAGGGGGAAACGUAUGGAAUUUUAAAAAAUUUUAUGAUGUUCUUUGUUUUACUGUCACUCGCUCGCUUCCUAAUGAACAGAUUUCGGGAAAGGCAAUUAUUUUUUGUUUUGAUGCGUAUGUAAGUUGCCCCCCCACCCUUUGAAGGGGGAAAUGUGAGGUUUGUGAGAUGCCCUUCUGGCUUCGGGGCCAGGAUCUGCCGGGGUCCGUGCCAGGCAUUCGGGUGUCGGGCGUGAGGCGUGGGGUUCUCCUCAGAAGCUCACACAGCUGAUCUGUCUCUCAGUUCACCUUUCGUCAGCUGUUCCUUUUCGAAUUAAAGAGCGGGGAUGAGGGCAGAGCUAUAGAGUUAAGCAGGGGCCACACUAGGCUGCCCCCCACAAAUCCAAAACAAGGGGCCCUCAGCCCCAGAGUUGUCUGGGCUGAAUUGGAAGAGCGGGGCUCUGAGGUCCUGGGCACAGGAAAACGUUGCUGAAAAGCAGACACCGAGCAAUGUCUCCCCUUCUGGGCUGCUUGGCAGAAGAGGGGAGUGGAGUUACCUCAGGGGUGGGCUUCAAAAAUUUUAGCAAGGGGUUCUGUGCCCAGUUAAUGGGUGAGCGUGGCCAUGGUGAGCAUGGCCUAGUCAGCCUCCUGCACCACAUCUGGGGAGGGGGGGCAUUUUUGCCCUCCCCAGGCUCCGGAGGCUUUUCUCAAGCCUCCGGGAGGGCGAAAACGGCCUCCCCAGGCUCUGGAGGCCAGAAACGGGCCCAAACUUCCAGUAGGCCCAUUUUUCGUCUUCCCCGAGCCUCAGCGUGCGGCCUGCACUUGCCUGCAUCCAAAACAGGCCGCGUGGGGACUGCUGGGGUGGGAGGGGCCAGCCAGGAGUGGGAUUUGGGGGUUGUCUGAACUGCACAGAAUCUUAGCUAGAGGUUCUCCCGAACCCCUUGGGGCGAGGGGUUUCUGAAGCCCUGACAGGAACCCUCUGCCUGCCUUAAUGCCAGCAAAGCUUUCCUGCACCAGCCCUCUUUUUGGCAAAGCUGACACCUUCUGUACAGAAUCCCGCAAUAAGACUUUCCCAGACUGCCUUUUUUGGGGGGGGUGGGGGGGUUGAUCAGCGCCUCCGAAGGGGUUCCACGAGGAGCCCAGAGAUCAUCUCCCAUCAGCUUUCCCCAAGCAGUCGUCCUCCAGAUAGGUUGGGUCUCUGUGCAGCUCCGUCUAACCACGUUGGGGAAAGGUUGGUUCUGGAUGGCCACGAAGGUAGUUUGUUUCCCCCUCCCUCUCCCAGGGUGUGGGGGGUGCUGGAGUGGGAAAUCCGAUGAUUUUAGGGUUCCUCCAGUGCAAAUGUGGGGUUUUCCACCGUGUUCCUCCUGCACGAAGCCAAAUGGUAUCCAGAUGUGCAAUCUGCUUUUGGUAAUCGGAUCCCCGGGAAGGCCGCCAAUGGCUUCCAGAUGUGCCCUUGUGGUUUUAAGGGAUGGAAUUUGUGGUGGUGCCAAACAGCUCUUCUGCCCCAUCGCACCAGGAAAGGAAUGUGUCCCCCCCCCUCCCUUCCCCUCCCCAUAAAUUCUCUGGGGUGCAGUGAAUUGAGUCUUCUGAGAAAAGAAAAAAAGAUUUUUUUGCAAGGAAUCUGCGCUACCCCAACUCUGGAUGGACCUGCCCCACCAAUUUGUUCUUUUUAAAGUCUCCCUGCCUUUUGGAAAAGACUGUUAAUUUUUUUUUUUUAAAUAAACGCCUUUUUACCACGGUUUGAAACGA